This is a messenger RNA of Centropristis striata (black sea bass), 1895 nucleotides long. It is a transcript of the gene gfral, whose product is annotated as GDNF family receptor alpha like. Gene Ontology annotation, molecular function: signaling receptor activity. Bases 1 to 1191 code for a protein of 396 amino acids. The transcript has 9 exons. Gene Ontology annotation, biological process: nervous system development. Lineage: Eukaryota; Metazoa; Chordata; Actinopteri; Perciformes; Serranidae. Gene Ontology annotation, cellular component: signaling receptor complex; external side of plasma membrane. The record is from RefSeq and is a predicted model, not a curated record.
AUGCAACCUUUACCUCUGCAGGCUGCGCUCAUAAUCGGGAUUGUUAUUCCUCAAAUAUCCAGCAUCAGCAUCUCAUCUCCACCUCCUGACUGUGUGGCUGCUGUCUACACCUGCAUGUCAAAUCUUUGCAAGUGGAGUGAAAAAGCAUUUCACGGUGACAUCUGCGAGGAUGACGGGUGCCAAAUAAAAGGCUCAGAGCAAUGUAACUUGACCAUCCAGACUGUAAUGGACCAUUUUCCCUCUUUGAGCGGGUGUGUGUGUGCCUGGGAGGAGGAGCUAUGUGACUCUAUACAAGCGUUGGCCACACAAUGCCACCAAAAGCCAGCAGCUCAGCAGAGGAGGAGCACGGAGAUGGACUGGCAGUCAAGCAGUUUAAUAGGCUAUGUAAACAAUGGUGCUGCAUCCUGUUUGGACCACAUGAUAAAUUGUUUGAAAGAUAAAGUCUGCAACAGGAACUUAGCACCUGUUUCUUUGGCGUGCAUGGCACAAUGCAACCGCAGCCACUGUCAGCGAGAGACUCAGCAGUUCUAUGGCAGCAUGCCGCAUAAUGUUGCAGAGAUGCUGUUCAUGUGUGAGUGCGAGGCUUCAGAUCGCAGCUGUCUGCAUAUGAAAGCUCUUCUGCACAGCGGCACAUGUGGAGACCAGACCUGGAUCUGCCAGGACACAGUUAACCAGUGUGUGGAGGACAGUAACUGCAGACAGCUGUUAAAAGCUUUCCGUGCUAAAUGCUGGAGCCCUGAAGAGGCACAAUGUAGCGACAGUGACCUUCAAAGUGAUGAAUGUAUCACCCAGAUGGAUCCAGGUCUCAUCCGUGGUGCAGAUUCUGAAUGUAGAAUCGCCUUAUUGGCCACUAUGGGCACAGCACUUCACUAUCCCUGUGAAUGCAAAGGCAUGCGCAAUGAGGAUCUGGCGAAGUGCAACGUGAUUCAUGAUGUGUUUCAUAAUAGAUCACACUUCUUGACAUCUUGGAAAAGCAGCAGUCAUCCUACUAAACCUCCUGAAGUUGAUGAUUCUGAGCAAAGUCACGCAUGGUCACACGAUUAUCUACUGCUUGCUUUUGCGAUUGUGCUACUUUUUGGAGUUGUUAUAUUGAUGCCUCUGGCUGUUGUCAGUAGAAUAUGGAUGCUAAGAAGGAGAAGAAGAGACAAAACAAAGUUUCACCAUCCGCAGAAAGGCAAUUGUGUUCUUUGAUCUUUAUUAAUCUGUUUGAUGUUUGUCAUAAAAACUUAUGAAUAAUCGUGAUCCCUUUUAACUCAAAAAGAUUAUAAGUAUCAGAAAUUCUCCACACGUCAUCAUGACGGCAGCACUGUGAGAUAUAACUUGAUGUAUUUCAUACAUGCAACCUGGUUUUGGUAAGAGAUGACUGAGAGUGUUGUGUAGCCUUUGUGUUUUUUUGCUUGUUCUGUUUUUUGUAAUAUAAACUUGUAUUAUGCAUGUGCUUUGUAUGCAACGUGUUCGAAUAAUAAUGCUUUUUCUACAACAAAAAUAUAUAAAUCAAGGAUAUAGAUUAAAGUGUUACUAAAAGAGUAAUCAGUCUGUAUGGCAGUGCUUUAUUAAAGAAAAUCCAUUUGAAGACGGUUGAUAAAAACCUAUAUUCUUACAAUUAUAAAUGUUGCACGUGUAAAUGUGAAGAUACAAUGUAAAUCAUUUCUAAGAUUGAUGAUUAUGUGUGAAGUCAGACUAUUUUUUCUUGAAUCACACAAGAAACCGUUCUCUGCAGUAACUCAUUGAUUGCCGAAUGUUUUCAUUUGUGCUACUGACCUGGGCUAUCAAUCAUUGUAAAGAAACAACUACACAUCUGACACAUUUGAGAUUGUUUUAAGUCAUCAGUUGUCCUUUGUGGUGAUUUAUUGGUGUUCUUAGACUUCAGCUGUAUGUAUCUGAUAAUAAACUUC